AUGGCACUAUGGGCCAAGGUUGCCAAAGAUCGGCCGCAGCACUACUGUGAUGUGCAGGAGGUGGACUAUCGGCGCACCAUGUUGUUCCAUGACGCUCUUGAGGAGGUUGCAAAGGGGCCAUGUGACCCUAAUGACUUGAGUUCCUUGCGUUUUCAGGAGGAGGCUCGGAAGCAGGUUGCUACUAUGGGAUUGGUCCUCGCAGGGGGGCUCAUGACGGAGGAACGGGAUUACAGACACAAGCGCGUUCAGAUGGAUGCAGAAGUCGGAGGAGGGCUACUCACGCAGUGCAGCGCGUAUUGA
Molecule: messenger RNA, 300 nt
Organism: Symbiodinium sp. CCMP2592
Lineage: Eukaryota; Dinophyceae; Suessiales; Symbiodiniaceae
Source: the annotation of a GenBank genome assembly